Molecule: messenger RNA, 7246 nt
Organism: Labeo rohita (rohu)
Lineage: Eukaryota; Metazoa; Chordata; Actinopteri; Cypriniformes; Cyprinidae
Gene: plekhh2
Product: pleckstrin homology domain containing, family H (with MyTH4 domain) member 2
Exons: 30
Coding region: 171-4517 (1448 amino acids)
Biological process (GO): negative regulation of actin filament depolymerization
Cellular component (GO): cytoskeleton; cytoplasm
Molecular function (GO): actin binding
Source: RefSeq, a predicted model, not a curated record
GAUGCUGGAGUGAAAACUUUGAGCUAGAAAACGGUCGCUCUUUCUAUCAUAAUUAGGUCAUUAGUGCAAUAAAGACUACGACAACACGGAAUAUUAUUUUUAUUAUGGUGUGAAAAGAGUGACAUCUUCAGCACUGUAACACAGACCGCCGGGACCUGAGGGGUGACGGCAUGGCGGAGGGCGAUGAAGGCGCAGGUGGGGAGUGGAAAGAGAAGUACAUGGCCCUCGAGGCCCUGCUCUUCAAGUUCCGCGGACAGAUGAGUGUGAUCCGAGAGCUCACAGCAGAAAAGAUGCAGCAGUUAGAGACACAGGUGUUGGAAGCUGAGCGUCGGGCAUAUGAGGCCAACCAGCAGGUGCAAUGGAUGGAAGAGCGUCUAAAGGCAUCAGAUAUCCAGUCGAGUGAUUCAGAGCUGCGGCUGUUCAGGCGCUGUCAAAAUCUUCAAACGGCACUGCAGGAGAAAGAUGAUCUCAUUGUUACUCUUGAACAACAGCUGGAGGAACAGAAACAGAACCGAAUCCAAGAUGCCAAGACGGUUGAAGAAAAAGCAGCCAAGAUCAAAGAAUGGGUCAUGCGCAAGCUGAAUGAAUUUGAUUUAGAGAAUGCCUCUCUGAGAGAGAUCAACCAACAACAGGAGGCUGAGAUACAAGACCUGAGAAGACGUCUGCAAGGCAUGGAGCCGAGUUCUGGUGGCCCAGCUCAGCCCAAUAUGGGUGAGGCCCAGCGGCUCAGCAGUCUGACUUUUGGCUGUUUCCAAAUCAGAGGGAAGAGCCCUCAGGUACUGACGGGCCCAGAGCCAUCCCAGAAGAGCAUCAGCACCCUGCCAGAUCGUGACCACACACACACAGACUGCAGGAGACCCUCUAAUGAUUCUGGAAUGAAACAAGACUGUCCAGAAACAGAGUGUGUUGGCCGUUGCCCUAAGGCGGGAUCAGAGGACGGCAGUGAGCGGGACAGUGCCGGACACACGCUGUCCUGUGGUGUUUCCUCUAUCCUGUCCAACGCUGCCUCUGAAGGGGAAAGGAGUCUGUUCGGAGGUUUACGUUUCAGCCGACCUGCUAGUGAGACUUACCACACGGCCUCAGAUGACAGCAGCUCGCUGUUUGACGAUGACAUGCAGCGUGUGGACUGCUCCAGACUUUGCCUUCCUGGCACCAAGAGCACUUCAAAGAAAGACAGCGAGAAGGCGGACGCUGAAGAUGGAUCCUCAGAUGAGCUGAAUAAGCGCUUUCAGUCACAAUGUCUUGAUUCCUCAUCAUCCUCCAGUGAUGCAAACACUCCCAGCCCCAUACUAACUUCAGCUCUCACACCGAAGCGGCCCACCCCGUCCCAGGACUCCCAAGACACCCCGGCCUCCCCCAAACAGCCCAGACUGCGUAAUCCAAAUGCUUUUAAUGUUAGUUUGGCAUUGGCUAAAAAGCAUCUGAGUCAGCCUCCGCUGUACAGCGAAGCCGCCCACGGACGGACACGAAAUGCCAUCAGCAUGCUGCGUCCUCUACGGCCUCAGGAAACAGACGUGGACCAAGAGCAAAAGAUGGAGACUGGUGAAAAAGAGCAUGUUGAUGUGCCUUCAGCUGAAGUGCCACCUGAAGAACCCGAAACACCUGAUGCUUUUGCAGCCGUGCCUGGAAGUAAACCUCCAACCCCUCCGCUGCACAGACUGCCCUCUUGGGAGAGCAGAAUAUAUGCGGUGGCAAAAUCUGGAAUUCGCCUGUCAGAGACGUCGUGUACAGAUGUAGCUAAUAAAGGCUCCUCCCACCCAUCCUCAUGCCCCGCCUACAUGCUGUACACAUCUCUCAUAUACAGGAACACAAGCUCACCUGUCUUUGCCACACACAAAGGGAAGGCGACUUUGUUAAACAACAGUCAGUUCUCUGAGGAGUCGUGUAGUUCUGAGGAGGAGGACAGUUCGGAGGACUGUCAGUCUAACUCUGGAGAGGAGGACAACUCCCAGACCUCUGAAUCAGAGUCACACAAGAGCAGCAGCCAUGAGAGCCCCCGCUCACUUAAGAGAGCUGUUUCACUGUCUUCUAUGACAUCUGAGAGCGACUACGCCAUCCCUCCUGACGCUUACUCCACUGACACUGAGUGCUCUGAACCUGACAACAAACUUCCAAAGACCUGCUCCUCUAUCAGUGACAAUGGCAAGAGUGAGUCUAUGGAAAAGUCUGGGUACCUGCUCAAGAUGGUAAAGACGUGGAAGAAAACGUGGAAGAGGCACUGGUUUGUUCUGAAGGAUGGCGAGCUUCUCUACUACAAAUCACCAAGUGACGUGAUCCGUAAACCUCAAGGUCAGAUUGAGCUGAACGCAUGCAGCACUAUAGCUCGUGGUGAUGGCAAACAGAUGCUUCAGGUGGUGACAGGUAAGAGUGUGUGUAAUCUGAAGGCAGAUUCCCCAAACCUCCUGGAGGAGUGGCUAAGGGUCCUGCAAAGCGUCCUGAGAAUCAAAUCCGCUAGUCCGCUCUUCACUCACCCUGACACACGGCCCGUUAUGAAAGGACAUCUGACAAAGGUGAAAAAUGGCUACUCUAAGCAUGUGUGGUGUGCGCUUUUUGGGAGGACUCUCUACUACUUCAGAAAUCAAGAGGACAAGUUUCCUCUGGGUCAGAUCAAACUAUGGGAGGCUCGAGUGGAGGAAGAGCAUAAGUCAUGUGAUGCAGCUGAAGUCUCUGCUCAGUACACCCUCUCCAUUCAGUCUGUGAGUCAGGAGCCAACAUACCUGCUCAUCGACUCUCCUCAUGAGAAGACGGCAUGGCUGUACCAUCUGUCUGUAGCCACGGGUACUACAGUGGGGCAAGUGGGGACUGAGUUCGAGCAACUGGUUGGAAAACUGCUUAGCACAGCAGGAGAUCCAGGGUCUGAGCUCUGGACACACCCGACGCUGUGCUUCACUAAGGAAGGACUGUCAUCUCCACUCACCACCCUUCCUUCACAGGCUCUACAAACUGAAGCCAUCAAGCUCUUUAAGACAUGUCAGCUCUUCAUUAACGUGGCCAUUGACACUCCAGCCAUAGAUUAUCACGUGACUCUUGCCCAGUGCGCUCUACAAGUGUGUCUCACCCACCCAGAGCUGCAGAAUGAGAUCUACUGCCAGCUAAUCAAACAGACACGAAAGAGGCAGCCACAUGGACAGCCGGGACCCCUGCAGGGAUGGCAGUUCCUGGCUCUGUGCGUCGGUCUUUUCCUGCCCACACACCCUAUUCUGUGGUGUUUGCAAGUUCAUCUCAAAAGGCAUGGAGAUUCCAGGACGGAAGUGGGAAAGUAUGCCAUUUAUUGUCAGCGCUCGCUUGAGCGGACACAGCAGAAGGGGGAUCGGCAAGCCCGUUCGUCACGAAUGGAGAUCCUAUCGAUUUUACUCAGGAACCCUUAUCAUCACUCUUUGCCCUUCAGUGUGCCUGUACACUUUCUUAACAACACCUACCAGGUUGUUAGUUUCGAUGCUUCAACCACAGUGGAGGAGUUUCAGAGUCGGCUGAAUCAGGACACGGGCAUGAGGAAAACUGGUCAGUCUGGUUUCAGCCUUUAUUCUGAUGACCCUACUGGCAAAGACCUUGAGCACUGUCUUCAGGGAAACCUGAAGAUCUGUGACAUUAUUUCAAAAUGGGAGCAGGCCUCGAAGGAGCAGCACACAGGCAAAUCAGAAAAUGCCCGGACGGUGAAACUCACUUAUAAGAACCGGUUGUACUUCUCCCAGCAGAUGAGAGGGGAGACAGAGAGAGAGCGUUUGCUUCUGGCAUACCAAACAAAUGAGGAAAUUACAGCUGGUCACUUCCCUGUCAACAAAGAGCUUGCUUUAGAAAUGGCCGCCCUGCUUGCUCAGGUUGAGUUUGGAGACUUUGAGCGUCCAUUUUCUAGUCCAGGUGGUUCAGGAGCUGCACAGACUAAAUCUAACCAGACCCUGAAACAGGUUCUAGAGCGCUUCUACCCGAAGCAUUACCGACACACCUGCACUGAGGAACAAAUGAGGCAGUUGCUGCAGAGGCUGUCUACCCGAUGGGCAUCUCUGAGGGGCCGGAGUUCAUCAGAGUGCAUACGAAUCUACCUGACAGUGGCUCGCAAGUGGUCAUUUUUUGGAGCCAAACUAUUUGAGGCUGAGCCCAUAUCUCCAUCACCACAGAAGAGCGUACGUGUUUGGCUAGCAGUGCAUGAAGAUGGAGUCAGCAUGCUAGAGUUCAACUCUGUAAAAGUCCUUGCAUGCUACCCUUAUAAAAGCAUCGUGACAUUUGGAGCAUGUGGUCAGGACUUUAUGCUGGUAGUAACUCUGAAUUCUGGCACCAACACAUCCAAAGAUAAGUCUACAGAGAAGCAUCUGUUUACUAUGGCCCCAUCAAAGGUUCGAGAUGUGACGUUGCUCAUAGCCAGCUACAUUAACUGCACACAACAACAAAAAGCAGCAGCGCACCACCUGUCGGCCCCAGCUCUGCUGCUGGCCCUGUCUGGAGAGAUGAAGAACAAGGAAUCGAGGAGCAAGUCUCCUCCAGCCGCCUGCAGACCCAGCAAAGCACCAACCCUCCUUUAAGUGCACCGUACAGUACGAGGUGUUGUUCACUUAGAAUAUCCACCUUAUUUUUCCUGUAAGAGCGGGCACGGCCAUUUUAUGGGUCUGGCUUCUGGUCUCAUCCGCAUCCAGCUAUUUUUAGCUGCUUGAUAUUGCAAAUUGGUGUGUCAUGGUAAUUAUUCUAAUGUGUUCUCUUAAUUCUGAACACACUGGUUUGUAGUGCAAACAGUUUUACCGUUUACUACAUGCUGUUAUUCUUGUUAUUUCCCUAUAGUGGAUAAUGAACCAGAAAUCUCACCCACAGGCUUGCUUCUGCAUUGAAGAAUAAGGUGAAUAUGUCAGUCCAUUUCCUAGUUCACUAGCUAGUUAAUCUCAAAUCAAAAUCUGGCUAGUGUCCAAAACCCAUAUUUACAAUAUGCCGGUUCACAUCAAGGGGAAUUUAGAAAUGAAAUGAGAAGCAUAUCUCUUUAAAUCAUCUGAUGCUUCUUGUUGGGGCUGAGGGUGACAUGGCUAACAGUAGUUUUCAACAUAAAAAAUGGGUGAGUUCUCAUGAACAUGUCAUGUUGUACCCCAUAAAUAUUAAAAAACAAGUAGUACUUUGCAUAUGAAAAUGAAGUGAAUUACUUGUGUUUUUUUUUUUGUUUGUUUGUUUGUUUGUUUGUUUUUGCGUUGUGACAAUUUUUAUGACAUUUUCCAACAAAUUUGUAAUGCACAUUCUUAAUGGUACAUACAUAUAUAUAUAUAUAUAUAUAUAUGUGUGUGUGUGUGUGUGUGUUCAAAAAAGCAACAAUACUGUACAAAACACUGUCUAAUUUAUUAAUUUAUGCUGAUUUUUAUAAGUAGACAGUGUUUUGUACAGUAUUAUUUUUCUUUUAAUUAUGCAUUAUGGUAAUGUAAUUUUUGGUUGGAAUGUGCAUAAUUGUCAUAAAACGUCAAAGAAAUUGUCCCUAAGCCAAAAAAAAAAAGUCUGAUUUGGGUAUGAAAUAUGUCCAGAACUGUUCUGUGACUGUUUUCAUGAGAUUCACCCAAAUAGUUUAACUUUUGUUGAGUUUAGUUGGGUUUCAGGCUUUUCUUUUAAAAGAAAAAUAGAAACACAAAAUACUUAGUAAACACAUUGUCUUCCAUCAUUAUAUCAAGUACACUACAUAUGUAGGCCAUACAUUGUUGAGAGAUGUGCUGGCUUGCAGAAGUUGACUUAACUGGAAUUGAAAAUAAGAUGUGAUCGCAGAAUGAGUAACACUACAGUUAUGUAACCUCCCACGCUGAAAUCUCAUCUCACGGUAGCUUGUUGAAGCAUGUAGAGAGAAUGCAAGGAUUAUGAUAGAACAGGAAGUGCAUUAUGAAAAAAAUAUGUGUGAUCUUUAAAAGUCAACAUGGAGUCAUGUACUAUAGGAUGGAUGGGGUGUCUGAGAGAGUACAUAUUGUACUGGUGUACUGAACAUGGGGUGUGAGAUUCAUAAAGAGAUUGAUUGCAGGAGAUACAAACUGGAAGGUUUUUGGUUUGUUUUUUUUUUGGAAUACCAAAGCAUUAUACUGUAUAACAUCAUUGAACAAGGGAUACUGUGACAGAUAAUGUCAUAGCAAAUUGUAUUUAUUUAUUUCUAAAGUGUAUAAGUAUUAUCUAUUAUGCAGCUUUAAAUAAAUGCCCUUGCUCAAAAAGGAAAAUUUGAUUUUUUAAAAAAUAGAUACAUAUUUUGGGAGAAAGAAAUUCAUUCUAAGUUAUAUUAAUACACUUCUGUUAAAAAGUUUGGGGUCAGUAAUCUCAUAUUCCCACCAAGGCUGAAUUUAUUUAAUCAAAAAUACAGUAAAAACGAAACUAAAAAUAAAUGUUUUCAUGUAAUUUAUUCCUGUGAUCAAAGCUGAAUUUUCAGCAUCAUUACUGCAGUCUUCAGUGUCACUUGAUCCUUCAGAAAUCAUUCUAAUAUGCUGAUUUGCUGCUCAAGAAACAUUUCUAAUUAAUAUCAUUGUUGAAAACAGUUUUUCGACUUCAGAUUUUUGUAGAAACAAUGAAUUUAUUUUGUUUUUUCAGGAUUCUACGGAAGGCCUUAGAAUCCUUUUUAAAAAUUAGAAAGGUAAUUGCGACUUUUUUGUCACAAUUGCAGGCUUACGUCUUUCAGUUCUCACUCGCAAUUGUGAGUUAUAAAGUCAGCAUUGGGAGAAAUAAACUCAAUUCUGAGAUAUUAAGUCUCAAUUCUGAGAAAUAAAGUUGCAAUGCUGGGAAAUAAAGUUGCAAUUCUGAAAAAUAAAGUCGCAUUUCUGAAAAAUAAAGCCGCAUUUCUGAGAAAUAAAGUCACAAUUCUGAGAAAUAGUCAUUUCUAAGAAAUAAAGUUGCGCUUCUGAGAAGUAGUUAAAAUUGAGAAAUAAAGUCUAUUCUGAGAAAUUAGCUGCAUUUCUGAGAAAUAAAGUUGCAAUGCUAAAAAUAAAGUUGCAUUUAAAUAAAACUGCAAUCCUGGGAAGUCGCAAUUCUAAGAAUUAUAGUCCGAAUUGCAAGAUAUGAACUGACUUUUUUCUCAGAAUUGCAAGCAGUGAUGGGGAAAGUUACUUUUAAAAGUAAUGCAUUACAAUAUUGAGUUACUCCCUAAAAAAGUAACUAAUUACGUUACAUAAUUACUUUUUUAUGGAAAGUAAUGUGUUACUUUAAUUUUGUGUUACUUUUUAAAUCUGGGCAGGGCUUGUUUGUUUUUAAUAUAAAAAGUUCUACUUUUGGCAAAUGUAAAAGCCUUUUCACACCAAAAGCCUCAGGCUUUGAG